ACACAGUUAAUUACACACUUGUCAGUAUUGAAUUCUUUUCCUCUCUUUGUUUUUCUCGGGAAAAAUGUCUGCGAUACUCCAAGGAGCUGGAGCUGCGACGGCUCUUUCGCCGUUUAAUUCUAUCGAUUCCAACAAACUCGUAGCUCCUUCUCGCUCUUCUCUUUCAGUGAGGAGUAAGAGAUACAUUGUGGCUGGAUCUGAUGGGACUAAUAAUAAAACCUUUGCUUCUUCUAGCCUCAUUGCUCGUCGUUCUGACCCCUUGAUACCAAAUGCUGUUGCGACGAAGGCGGACACUGCUGCCAGUUCCACCUCAUCAAAGUCUGGACAUGAGCUAUUGCUUUUUGAGGCUCUUCAAGAAGGUCUAGAAGAAGAGAUGGACAGAGAUCCACAUGUAUGUGUUAUGGGUGAAGACGUAGGCCAUUAUGGAGGCUCAUACAAAGUAACCAAAGGCCUAGCUGACAAGUUCGGGGAUCUCAGGGUCCUGGACACUCCAAUUUGUGAAAACGCCUUCACCGGUAUGGGGAUUGGAGCUGCCAUGACAGGACUAAGACCCGUCAUCGAAGGUAUGAACAUGGGGUUUCUGCUCUUAGCCUUCAAUCAAAUCUCCAACAACUGUGGCAUGCUUCACUACACAUCUGGUGGUCAAUUCACUAUCCCGGUUGUAAUUCGUGGGCCUGGUGGUGUUGGCCGGCAGCUCGGAGCCGAGCAUUCCCAGCGGCUUGAGUCUUACUUCCAGUCAAUUCCUGGGAUUCAGAUGGUGGCUUGCUCAACACCAUACAACGCUAAAGGAUUGAUGAAAGCUGCGAUAAGAAGCGAGAAUCCUGUGAUUCUGUUUGAACACGUUCUGCUCUAUAACCUUAAAGAGAGUAUCCCUGACGAGGAUUACAUCUGUAAUCUGGAAGAAGCAGAAAUGGUCAGACCCGGUGAACACAUCACGAUACUGACUUAUUCGAGGAUGAGGUACCAUGUAAUGCAGGCUGCAAAGACGCUGGUGAACAAAGGGUAUGAUCCAGAGGUUAUCGACAUUAGGUCGUUGAAGCCAUUCGAUCUCCACACAAUUGGAAACUCGGUGAAGAAGACGCACCGGGUAUUGAUUGUGGAAGAAUGUAUGAGAACGGGAGGGAUCGGAGCCAGCUUGACAGCUGCCAUAAACGAGAACUUUCAUGAUUACUUGGAUGCUCCGGUGAUGUGUUUGUCUUCUCAAGAUGUGCCAACCCCUUACGCGGGUACAUUGGAGGAAUGGACAGUUGUUCAGCCAGCUCAAAUCGUCACUGCCGUGGAACAGCUCUGCCAGUAAUUUAUACAUUACCGUGACUAUGUUUUUAUUUACGUUUUGUUAAUGUUUCCUUUGUUUGUCUUGGAUGGGAAAAUGCUUGUGAAAUGAGACUAAAUUUUUCAGUUUGAACAUUUAAACAUUUUUACAGAUAAUAACUUCCAUAUUCACAUACUUUUUGACC
Molecule: messenger RNA, 1457 nt
Organism: Capsella rubella
Lineage: Eukaryota; Viridiplantae; Streptophyta; Magnoliopsida; Brassicales; Brassicaceae
Product: pyruvate dehydrogenase E1 component subunit beta-3, chloroplastic
Exons: 5
Coding region: 65-1297 (410 amino acids)
Biological process (GO): pyruvate decarboxylation to acetyl-CoA
Molecular function (GO): pyruvate dehydrogenase (acetyl-transferring) activity
Source: RefSeq, a predicted model, not a curated record